AUGGCGCAUGAGAGCAUGAGAUUACCUCCGACUGCAACCAACGAUAUUCGAGGUCGGGUUGUCGACAUGCCGGAUUCUAACGUCUUUCUGGACAUGCCUGACCACAAUGCGAUACCUUCUGCCCACAUUACAUAUCGCAGGUUGUCAACUAUUUUGAUCGAACAUCCUCGCAUACCGACUAUGUUUCUUUUAGAGUUCAUGACAUUCGAUGGCCUUCGGGCUUACCAGCCAUGCUGUGAGAACAUUGAUCAUCUUAGCAUCCUCAGGCCAUUGCGGGCUAUUGAAUACGAUGGCGAUCCGGUUUUCGAGGCAGCUCGCGAAUGGUCAUGCAUCAUUCAAGCCCGCCACGACUUACCCAAGGAUAUCAGAUGGGUACUGGCACUCAUCUACAACUUUUCCUGCACAAUGUUGCAGCCCGAGCAAACCGAAGAAUACCUCUAG
Messenger RNA from Fusarium proliferatum ET1, 441 nucleotides. RefSeq lists its product as uncharacterized. The record is from RefSeq and is a predicted model, not a curated record. NCBI's taxonomy places the organism in Eukaryota, Fungi, Ascomycota, Sordariomycetes, Hypocreales, Nectriaceae. Bases 1 to 441 code for a protein of 146 amino acids. The transcript has a single exon.